UUAAACAAGAAAAUCUCCGUGAAAUUUUGGUGCGUUGUUUUAGUUUGUCGUCAAAAAUCGAGGGUUUUUCUUGUUAGUUUAGAUCCUCCGCUAAACUAUCCCAUUUUUAUUUUCAUUUUAAUUUCAUUUUCAAGAGAGAAAAAAGAAAGGGAAAAAAGCAAGAGCGAGAAAACCAGUGAGGAGGAAAUUUUUAGGGUUUGCAUUUAAAGAAAAGUCUUCAGGAUGUUUGGUUAAAAUUUGAAAGAAAGAUUAGGGGAUUGGUUGUUUUUGAACAAUGGCUUUGAAUUUUUCCCAUCGACCUAUCUUUCCUGCUAAUAUGAAUGAAGACAAUCUGGUUUCUCCUAUGAGAAUCGCAAAUGGAUACCUGGUUGAAGGUAUCCCGGAGUGGAAUGGAGAUGGGUGUUCGAAACCUUGGUUUUCGAAUCAUCAGUUGAAUGAUUGCUUUGAUUAUGGAAGAGAUAGGAGUGGUGAUCGAUGUGGUUCUCAGGAGACUUCUUCUGAUGACAUUGUUGAUCUUUUGCCGUCUGAUCCUUUUGGAAUGGACAUCUCCACUACUUUCACUGCAAUUACUGGUUGGCUUGAGGAUUUGGAAACUGAUUAUGGCUGCUGUGUGAGAGAUGAUGUGGCGACUGGUGAUGGGAGUUAUCAAUUGUUUGCCGGAUUGAACUUUAUUUGGAACAAUGCCAUGUGGUUCCAAAAGUUCCCAGGAAGCAUGGGAUUUGAAGGUAAAGGUGGUAUAUGUUGUGGAUUUGGUGGGUGUCCUCAUGCAAAGGAAAGAGGGGACGUGUCUGGUAGUGCUGCUCUUGGACCAGCAUGUGAUGUAGAGGACGUUUUGUCUUUUGGAAAUGGAGAUAUGGAUUUGCUUGAUCAGGAAAAUGAAGAAUUUCAGGACUCUGAGGAUUUUUCUGAGGGACAUGAAAGAUCUCCUCAUGAAGCUCUUAUUUUGGCCCUUGGUUAUCUUGGUGUGCGGGAUCUUUUCGUCAUUGAAAAUGUUUGUACAUCUCUGAGAUCUAUAGUUCAGAAUGACCCUCUCUUAUGGAGGAGUAUUCACAUUGAUCCGCCACUAAAUGAGAAGAUUACUGAUGAUCUUUUACAAAUAGCUAGUAGAUGUCAAGGUAGCUUGCAAUGCUUGAGCCUGGUUGAUUGCCAAAGGAUUACCGAUGAAGGCCUAAAGCAUGUGGUCGAAAAUAAUCCAAAACUAAUCAAGUUGAGUGUACCUGGAUGUACAAAACUAAGUGUCGAUGGUAUUCUGAAUAGCCUAAAGGCUUUGAAGUCUAUGGGCUCACUAGGUGUGAAGCAGCUGAGGAUUGGCAGUCUUUAUGGUGUGACACAAAUGCACUUGGAAGAGCUGAAAUUCUUGUUGGGUGUGGACAACCAAAUUCAGCAGGUUGAGCUCAAGCCACAUUUUUAUAGCAGAAGAAAUAUAUAUCUCUCUUGUGAAGAUGAUCGUGCCAUUGAUAUUGAAAUGUGCCCAAGAUGCAAAAACGCGAGGCUUGUUUAUGAUUGUCCAGCAGAGGGUUGCCAGCAGAAAGGGCGUGCUGCUCAGUCAUGCAGGGCAUGCAUUAUUUGUGUGGCAAGAUGUGUUCAAUGUGGGAGGUGCUUUAAUGACAGUGAGUACGAGGAGAACUUCUGUCUGGAGUUGCUUUGUUCGGAUUGUUCAAAGUCACAACUCACUCUUCGUCAAACUGUUCAAGGCAGCCAGAAAGCAAUAUACUAUGAUUUGUCUCCAUCUUUAUCGUUGCUUGUUUAUUCUGCUCAAAAUUUCAGCCUAUUACUGGACUUGACCGAGCCUUAGAUUCUCUGAGCUAAUGGGUUAGUGAUAUUUGGAGAAAAGAGAGAAGUGCACUUGCAUAUGUUGUCCAAGAGAAGCAUAUUCUGGUUUUGGUGGAUUCUUCUCGCACAUUUGUGUUUGCUUGUGGAUGAUCAUUGCUGAUGUCAAGAAUAAAGGUGGAAAGUGAGUUUGCCAAGGAAGCAGUUCAAGUAUUAACUUAUGUGUUCAAAAGUGGAAUCUGUUUACAGAACCUUCUGCUCAGAACUGGGAAACUGUGGUGGCCGUCGAAUGUGACUGACGCCCACUCUCAUGAUCACC
This is a messenger RNA of Hibiscus syriacus, 2089 nucleotides long. RefSeq names its product F-box protein SKIP14-like. Lineage: Eukaryota; Viridiplantae; Streptophyta; Magnoliopsida; Malvales; Malvaceae. Gene Ontology annotation, cellular component: cytoplasm. Gene Ontology annotation, molecular function: protein binding. The record is from RefSeq and is a predicted model, not a curated record.